This is a messenger RNA of Antechinus flavipes (yellow-footed antechinus), 8070 nucleotides long. RefSeq names its product multiple PDZ domain crumbs cell polarity complex component (gene MPDZ). Gene Ontology annotation, molecular function: protein binding. Bases 522 to 6779 code for a protein of 2085 amino acids. NCBI's taxonomy places the organism in Eukaryota, Metazoa, Chordata, Mammalia, Dasyuromorphia, Dasyuridae. The transcript is spliced from 48 exons. The record is from RefSeq and is a predicted model, not a curated record.
UGCCAAGUCCGGAGAAAGGCCGGCGUGGGUUAGAUUUGGCUGCAGCGCUCUCUGGGGUCACUAGCACCGUGAAGGCUGUGGGGCUGAGAGGAGUUGUCAUGGUUUCCUCUCCGAGCUCCUCUCUUCACGCUGAGGCGGCUGCCAGGCUUGGCGCAAGAGCGUCUCUAAGUAGCGGCAGGGGGAGUGAGGGGGUUGCGGCGCAGAGGACUGGCGUCUGGCCGCUGGAUGGCUGAACAGGAUUAAGUUUCUUGGUAGUGAGUGUAUGUGUGCGUGUGUGUGUGUUUAUCUAUCCUGUAGCUCUUCUCUGGGCCGUUACUUCAGAAGAGAGCGGUUGGCCAGGCGAGAAAACCAGAGCCACAAACGACCCUCUCCCCACUUCCCUAUUCCCCCGCCUCCUCUCCUCUCUUAGUCCCCGCCCGAAGCAAAUCCCAUCUAGCUGGGGAGGGCUGCAGGAACGAGCUGGGAUUGUAAUAACAGACACCACUAGUCAUUUGAAAGAGAAACUAAACUUAUUAAAAAACAUGUUGGAAACUAUAGAUACCAGCCGAGCCUUACAAGCAGCAGAGCGAUUACAGGCGAAACUGCGGGAACGUGGUGAUAUAGCGAAUGAGGACAAACUGAGUCUUCUAAAGUCAGUCCUGCAGAGCCCUCUCUUUAGUCAGAUUCUCAACCUUCAGACAUCAGUUCAGCAGCUGAAAGAUCAGGUAAAUGUUACACCAUCCAAAUCUUCAAGUGGUGAGUUCUCACAACUUCCACAUUUUGCAUCUAGUGGGCAUCCUACUUCAUAUAAUGAGCCUUAUUUAUUGGGUCAAAAUAAUGGUGAUUUUGAAUCACAUAUGGGAACCAGCAUUCCUCAAAUCAAUGGGAAACCUUCAGGUGAUGAAUUUGAUCAGCUUAUCAAAAAUAUGGCACAGGGUCGACCUAUAGAGAUUUUUGAACUUGUUAAGCCUGCAAGUGGUGGCCUAGGGUUCAGUGUUGUAGGGCUGAAGAGUGAAAACAGAGGUGAACUGGGGAUAUUUGUGCAAGAGAUCCAAGAGGGAAGUGUGGCACAAAGAGAUGGGAGAUUGAAAGAAACUGAUCAAAUACUAGCAAUCAAUGGAUAUGCACUUGAUCAGACAAUAACACACCAACAGGCUAUCAGCAUCCUUCAGAAGGCCAAAGAUAAUGUCCAGCUCAUUAUUGCCAGAGGCUCAAUUCCUCCACUCAUGAGCCCCAUAGUUUCUCGUUCUCCAUCAGCUGCUAGUACAGUUUCAGCUCACUCCAAUCCUGUGGUGCAGUGGCAACAUGUGGAGACCAUUGAAUUGCUUAAUGAUGGAUCAGGUCUAGGAUUUGGUAUAGUAGGAGGAAAAUCAACCGGAGUAAUAGUAAAAACCAUUUUACCUGGAGGAGUGGCUGAUCAGCAUGGGCGAUUAUGUAGUGGAGACCAUAUCCUGAAAAUUGGGGAGACAGACCUGGCUGGUAUGAGCAGUGAGCAAGUAGCACAAGUGCUCAGGCAGUGUGGGAAUCGAGUCAAAUUGGUGAUUGCAAGAGGUGUCAUAGAAGAACCCAUGAUAACGACUUCUUCAGGCAUCACAUUAUCCUCGUCAAUGUCUUCCAUGUCGGAAAAGCUGGUGGAAAUGUCUAUGCAGAAAAGUGGAGACAUUGAAACAUUUGAUGUAGAGCUUACCAAAAAUGUCCAAGGAUUAGGAAUAACCAUUGCUGGUUACAUUGGAGAUAAGAAAUCAGAAUCUUCAGGUAUAUUUGUAAAGAGCAUUACAAAAAGCAGUGCUGUUGAACAUGAUGGAAGAAUCCGUGUUGGUGACCAAAUCAUAGCAGUGGAUGGUACAGAUUUGCAGGGCUUUACAAACCAACAAGCUGUAGAGCUUUUACGAAAUACGGGACAAACUGUGCGGCUGGCACUGAUGAGAAAAACAACUAAACCAGAAACCCAGGCCAGAUCUGAUGAGGACUUGAAUGCUUCUGUUACAAACGACAUUACUUUGUCUGCUCCAGAUAUUAAUAUAAGCAAAGAAAACUGUGACAAGAAUGAUAUUUCCCCAACAGUGGAGACAAAUACCAGCAUGUUGCAAAUUGGAGAAGCUGAAAAGCAUCCAGAAUCAGACUUGCAGCUGCCAGAAGAAGUAGAAGUUGAUGAAGGACAGCUUGAAGAAGCAAAAUUGCAGAGGAAAUGGCAAAGGAUUAUGGGCCUUAAUUAUGAAAUAGUGGUUGCCCACAUGAACAAGUUCAGUGAAAGCAGUGGAUUGGGAAUAAGCUUGGAAGCAACUGUAGGACAUCACUUCAUUAGAUCUGUUCUACCUGAAGGGCCUGUUGGACACAGUGGGAAACUCUUCAGUGGAGAUGAGUUACUGGAAGUGAAUGGAAUAACUUUACUUGGUGAAAAUCACAAGGAUGUGGUGAAUAUUUUAAAAGAGCUUCCUAUACAAGUGACAAUGGUUUGCUGUCGUCAACUUGCUUUACCUGUUAACCAAGAUGAGUUGGACAGGUUGAAUCUUUCUGAUAUUCAUUUAACAGAAAAGCCUCAUGUAGAUCUCGGUGAAUUCAUUGGCUCAUCAGAGACAGAGGAUACUGCUUUCGACAUGAAUGAUGUGGGUCAGAAUACGGAAGAGAUGCAAGGAUCAUCAUUGGCAAUGUGGGAAACCAACAUUCAGCAUAUUGAGCUGGAAAAGGGGAGCGUAGGACUUGGUUUUAGCAUAUUAGACUAUCAGGAUCCAGUUGACCCUGCUCGUACAGUCAUUGUAAUACGCUCAUUAGUACCUGGUGGUGUUGCUGAAGAAGAUGGAAGACUUCUUCCAGGGGACCGGCUUAUGUUUGUCAAUGAUGUUAACUUGGAAAAUGGAAGUCUUGAAGAAGCAGUACAAGCUCUGAAAGGAGCACCCUCAGGAAUCGUGAGAAUUGGAGUUACUAAACCCCUACCUCUUUCACCAGAAGAAGGUUAUGUUUCUGCUAAGGAAGAUCCCUUUUUCUACACAGCAUACUCAUUUGAGGAGGAAGGGCCAACUGAUAUAGCCCUCUUCCAUGCUGAGGUAGUUCUGGUGGACGCAAAUGAGGCAGACUUAGCAGAUGAAUCUACCUUCCAGUCUCAGUAUUCUCCUGAGGACGAGGAUGCCUUCCAAACCUCAAUGUUAGCUUUCCAUGGCAGUGCCUGCAGCAGUGGUCUGAAUUAUAGCCUUUCUAUUCCAUCAUCUCCUCCUAAGGAUACUGGUGAAAAUUCUUCAGAUCUGCUUCUUGAUUUUCAAAUGUCCAAUGAGAAUCUAUAUAGUAAGGAUCUGAUUCAAAGACAAGAUGAAAAGAUAUCUUCAGUGGACCUGAGGAUGGAACCUUGCUCUAACUUUACCCAUACAGAUCUCCUACCUACACCAACUAUUGAUAACCUAACCGAAUGUGAAAAUUCACAGAUUUGGACUGAAUCUCAGUUACCAAAUGAAGUAUUAUCCAGUGCAAAAGUUGCUUCAUUUAUACACCCUGAUUCUACUGGACAAAAACCAGAUUCCAUAAUGGCAAAGGAUUCUCUGGAUUCCUCUGAUGAAUGUGCUACAUUCCAUAAUUUAUCCAACGAGUCAUUUGAAAAGACUAUUAUUAUAGCAAAAGGCAAUUUAAGCCUAGGGAUGACAGUAAGUUCUAACAAAGAUGGUUCAGGAACCAUAGUUCGAAGUAUCAUCCAUGGUGGAGCUAUCAGUCGUGAUGGUCGAAUUGGUGUAGGGGAUUGUAUUUUAUCCAUUAAUGAAGAAUCUACCACCAAUCUAACUAGUGCCCAGGCAAGAGCCAUGUUAAGGAGACAUUCUCUCAUUGGAUCUGACAUAAAGGUUACCUAUGUGCCUGCAGAACUUUUGGAAGAGUACAGAGCAAAUUUAGGACAUCAGUCUGAAGAAACAAUGUCUCUUGAUGUGUUUUCAUCUUAUAAUGCUAGAGAAAUCCCAGAACUCCCAGAACGUGAGGAAGGAGAAGGAGAAGAAAGUGAGCUUCAGAAUGCAGCCUACAGUAGUAACUGGAGUCAGCCGAGGAAGGUUGAGCUGUGGAGAGAACCGAACAAAUCCCUAGGCAUCAGCAUUGUUGGUGGACGUGGGAUGGGAAGUCGGCUAAGCAAUGGUGAAGUUAUGAGAGGUAUCUUCAUCAAACAUGUUCUGGAAGAUAGUCCAGCUGGCAAAAAUGGAACCUUGAAAACUGGAGAUAGAAUAGUAGAGGUGGAUGGAGUGGACCUCAGAGAUGCAAGCCAUGAACAAGCUGUGGAAGCCAUACGGAAAGCAGGCAACCCUGUACUCUUUAUGGUACAGAGCAUUAUAAACAGAAUGAGGAAACCCCUUUUGCCUUCCCUGCCGUACCAUCUUCACACUAAAUACAGUUUCAGCAGCACUAACCCCUUUGCUGAUUCUCUACAGCUCAACACUGACAAGGCAUCUAGUCAGCUGGAUUCAGAGCCUGAAAAGACUUCACUCCCCAGCUUGUCUCUACCCCCUCCUUCAACAUUUUCUGGAAUGAGCAGUGAUACUGAAGAGUCAUGUUCCAGCAAAGUCUCAGAAGAUGGUGACAAAGAGGAUGAGUUUGGCUACAGCUGGAAAAAUAUCUUUCAACGCUAUGGAACCUUAGCAGGUGAACUCUUCAUGAUUGAACUAGAAAAAGGCCGAACUGGUUUGGGCCUGAGUCUUGCUGGAAACAAAGAUCGAUCGAGAAUGAGUGUUUUUAUAGUUGGAAUUGACCCAAAUGGUGCAGCUGGGAAAGAUGGUCGACUACAGAUUGGAGAUGAACUUCUAGAAAUAAAUGGGCAAAUUUUAUAUGGAAGAAGUCAUCAGAAUGCUUCAUCAAUAAUUAAAUGUGCCCCAUCAAAAGUAAAAAUCAUUUUUAUCAGAAAUAAAGAUGCAAUAAAUCAAAUGGCUGUUUGUCCUGGCAAAGGAUUGGAAGGUUUACCUUCUACAGUAGAGGCUCUUCAGAAUCAGGAGGUUGAAUUGAAUGUUACCAGUUCUAUUAUAACAACAGAUUUCAAUUCUUUUAAAAAUGUUCACCAUCUGGAACUUCCCAAGGAACUUACACAAGUAAGAUCAAGGGGGUUGGGGAUUGCCAUCAGUGAAGAAGAUACCCUUAAUGGAGUUGUCAUAAAGAGUCUGACUGAUCAUGGAGUGGCAGCCAAGGAUGGACGUAUCAAAGUUGGAGAUCAGAUCUUAGCAGUAGAUGAUGAAGUUGUUGUGGGCUAUCCUGUGGAAAAGUUUAUAAAUCUUUUGAAGACUGCAAAGAACACAGUAAAACUUACUAUUAAUGCAGAGGAUUCAGAAGUCCAGUCGGUCCAGUCUACUCUCAGUGCAUCCAUUGGAGAAAAAAAGAAUAUCUCACAAGCUCCAGUGAUGCCCCCUUCUGGAUCUCCAGAACCUGAAACUAUCAGAAGUACAAGCAGGUCUUCCACCCCAGCUACUUUCCCUUCCGACCCAGCAACCUGUCCAAUUAUUCCUGGCUGUGAAACAACAAUUGACAUUUCCAAAGGACGCACUGGGCUUGGACUGAGCAUUGUUGGAGGAGCAGACACACUGCUGGGCGCUAUUAUUAUCCAUGAAGUUUAUGAAGAAGGAGCUGCCUGUAAAGAUGGAAGACUUUGGGCGGGGGAUCAGAUUUUAGAGGUGAAUGGGAUUGACCUCAGGAAUGCUACACAUGAUGAAGCCAUCAAUGUACUGAGGCAGACACCUCAGAAAGUACGUCUGACUGUCUACAGGGAUGAGGCCCAAUAUAAGGAAGAGGACAUGUAUGAUAUGUUCAAUGUAGAACUGCAAAAGAAACCAGGAAAAGGGCUUGGAUUGAGUAUUGUUGGUAAAAGAAAUGACACUGGAGUAUUUGUGUCAGACAUUGUGAAAGGAGGAAUUGCAGAUAUGGAUGGAAGAUUGAUGCAGGGAGAUCAGAUAUUGAUGGUGAAUGGAGAAGAUGUUCGAAAUGCCACUCAAGAAGCUGUUGCAGCAUUACUGAAGUGUUCUCUAGGCACAGUAAGAUUGGAAGUUGGAAGAAUCAAGGCAGGUCCAUUCCAUUCAGAGAGGAGGACAUCUCAAAGUAGCCAGAUGAGUGAAGGAAGCCUGUCAUCCUUCACUUUCCCUCUUUCUGGAUCCAGUGCAACAGAGGCAUUUGACAGUGUUUCAAAGAAGAAUGCCUUGGCUUUGGAAAUACAAGGAUUAAGAACAGUUGAAAUAAAAAAGGGUCCUGCUGACUCACUGGGAAUCAGCAUUGCUGGUGGUGUAGGCAGUCCACUUGGUGAUGUUCCAAUAUUCAUUGCCAUGAUGCAUCCAAAUGGAGUUGCUGCACAGACCCAGAAACUCAGAGUUGGGGAUAGGAUUGUGAGUAUUUGUGGCACUUCAACUGAGGGUAUGACUCAUUCCCAAGCAGUGAGCUUACUGAAAAAUGCUUCUGGCUCCAUUGAAGUACAGGUAGUUGCUGGAGGAGAUGUUAGUGUUGUCACUAGUCCACCACAGGAGCCAGCUGGUUCUAGUCUUUCCUUUACAGGCCUGACAUCAAACAGUAUUUUUCAGGAUGAUUUAGGCCCUCCUCAAUAUAAGAGUAUUACUCUUGACCGAGGACCAGAUGGUCUAGGUUUCAGUAUAGUGGGAGGAUAUGGCAGCCCUCAUGGAGACCUACCUAUUUAUGUUAAAACAGUAUUUGCAAAGGGAGCUGCAGCUGAAGAUGGACGCCUGAAAAGGGGUGAUCAGAUAAUUGCUGUCAAUGGACAGAGCCUAGAAGGGGUGACCCAUGAGGAAGCAGUUGCCAUCCUGAAGAGGACGAAAGGCACUGUCACUCUGACCAUUCUCUCAUGAUCUGAACUUCAAUAGCAUGCUUGGGUCAUCAGAUCAUCUUAUUGAAUAUUUCUUAAUAGUAAAGAGAAUGGAAUUUUUCUUGUCACUUUUUUUUCACCUCAUCUUUACUUGCUUCUUUAGCUGUAUCAGAGGACAGUGACAUUUUUUUCCCAUUUUGAAUAUAUUUGUCAUUCGGUCAAUUCCUUUGAUGUCUUUGUGGAUCUAGUUCUGAAUAUCACAGGCCAUCAUUGCUUGUUAUGCCUCUCUUUUCACCACCCAGUUAUACAUCACAACUUUGCAAAAAUAUAUGAUAUUUUGUAAAGGAUAAAACAGAAAUAUGUGAAAAAAUAGUUACUAGAGACAAUAUGGAUGAUUUUGGGGGUAAAUAUUGGUAGAAUUCAGGGUGAAAAAGAAAAUGUAGAUUUUUUUUUUUAAAAUUGGGUAUGAUAUGGCCAACAUUUCCUCCCCUACUACAAACACAUGAAAAACUGUGCUCUGGUGUGAAAAGCUGCAAUGAAUUUUUUUCAGUAAUGCCCUCACCUUGAGGAUUGCACAAUUUCAAUGAGGAUUUCUCUUUGGCCUUUAUCCAUUUCUGUUGAAUCAGGCUUUCUAAACUUAGGUUGGAAGCAGUCAGUCUGUAAAAUAGCAUCUCUGAAUGUUUUUGAAGAAAAAAUAUUUUAAAACUCUUAGAAAUUUUCCUUUUCAUUAAUGACCUAUUCUAGGAUAUAUUGCUAUUGUUGUAGGCAUUUACUUCCACUACUGUGCAGUGUAUAUUUUUCUGCAGGAAGCAGCCAGGCUAAAAAUGGAGUGGCAUACAGAAAACCUGAAAUAUUUCAAGUGCUAGUUUUAACUACCAAGGCAACACUAAAAAUGUGUUAAUGAUCCGGGUGAUUGGCUUAACAAUUAGUAUUAAUUUUAAUGUCUGAAAACAACAGUGUGUUAGUAAUUAUUGUGGUGAUAAGCCAUUAGUAAAUUCAUAGAAAAAUUAAGGAGAUUAACAUAACUUCAUUUCAUUACUUCCUAUUAACAAUCUUAUAGUACAAUAGCCUCAGACCAAGGAAAACAGAUGGGACUGUUUAUUGAGACAACUGGUAAGGCAUUAUCAUGUGUUCCUUCCCAUUUUAGAGCGUGAAACUCCUACAUUAGAAUAUGUAAAGUCACUUUAAAUAUUAUCUAUAUUUGUAACAGAAGUAGUGUACAGAUAUUUUAUUACUGCAUUCUUGUGCAAAUGCAGAAUUGAAGUGAAUAAAUAUGAGGCUGUCUCGCUGGUGUACAAAUAAAGAAACAGAUGUAUGUUUUGUUUUAAUGGGAA